GACACACAACACAGUUCCUUCUGAUUGGCGGAAUCACAAACAAUCUAAACAAGCCCGCCUCUCGUGAUCCUCACAUCCUUCACUUUACCCGGCACUCUCUCCACCAGUUUGGAUAACUCAAGUGGUUUCUUCAAGAUUGGUCCUCUGCUCAGCUGCUCCUUAUUAACAAACCGUACUCCUACUAGAUACGAAGGGACAUUCUCAUCACUGUAAACCACUUUGCUCCGUUUUCCAUUCUUUUGAACAAUACUCAAAUUCUCCCGCCACUGGAUUCAGAUUCCACUUCAUAACCCGCUUCCGCCAUCUUCCGUCCACACACAGCUACAGUCAGAUACUUAUCCUUUGGUUAAAUAUUAAACUGUAGCUUCUGUUGACCUCUCGUCAUAAUGUCACUACAUAGACCGUAUAUAUAAAGCUUCACACAAACGAGGGAAAGGUUUCCAUUCAGUGUCUGGAGAAGAUGGCGGCGACGUGUUCAAUAUUGCCCAGGGGCCAACUACUGUACAGGAAUGCAGUCAAGUUGCAGGUCACAAGGUAAAGUGAAACUGUUGGAAGUUUUAAAUGCUUACAUUUACUCGCAUCUUUGAUCAACAAUUGUACUUAACCUAAUCUUACAAAGCGCAAUUAAAUACUUUGAGAAUGUGAACCACAAUUAUCUAAACUAGGUCGCUUUGAAUCGUAGACUAAUUAUGAAAGGGACGAUAUAUCCAACAAUAACUGGCUGCUAAAUGUGUACGUUAUGUUCAAUUGUUGGUCAAAUGAUGAAGGUUCAACGAUUGAAAGGAGGAUACAUCCUGAUUAAUGAUGAGAAAGUUGCACUAACUGAGUCUACUAGCCUACUUUAAUAAUUUGCUAGGCAACUGAACUUUGACCCAUUUCAAAUGGGAUCUACUGUGUGGUGUUAUCACUUUUCCAAUGCUGACACAAUCUAACUAAACCCUUUGACAACAUGGCAACUGAAUAAAACAAGCAACAACUACUCGAUCCUUUCCUCUGACUGCAAACUCAUGUCAGCGUGCAAUAUUCUAUAUUUAAGCAAUAAGGCCCGAGGAGGUGUGGUAUAUGGGCAAUAUACCACAGCUAAGGGCUGUUCUUAGUCAUGAUGCAACACAGAGUGCCUGGACACAGCCCUUAGCCGUGGUAUAUUGGCCAUAUGUCACAAACCCCCUGAGGUGCCUUAUUGCUAUUAUAAACUGGUUACCAACGUAAUUAGAGCAGGACAAAUAAAUGUUCUCAUUCAACUGACCAGACUAACAUAAAUGGCUAUUGACCACACUCAUACCCAGGGUGUAGGCUACUCAUCAUAGCGUGAUAACUGCAGUGCCACCAGUGGACUCACUUAGAUUUCAUGGCCCAUACUGAUCAGACAUUUUUUUCUACUGUAUAUCAAUGCCAAGUUGCCUGAUCCUGCAAAAAGUCUAAAUUCUUUUGAUUCUUUAAAUUCACUCCAAAAAUGUUUUUGUGUAGGAGGUUUUCAGAUAAAGGAUGGUUCCAGUCUAUGUUUGUGCACAAAGUGGAGGCCAGGAAAGAUGCCCACUCCAACCUGCUGUCGAAGAGUGAGACCAGCGACCUCUACAAAAUGCAGUGUAUGUAAUAAUAUAUGAUAUCCUCCUGCAGCAACACAUCUAUUUACUCUUCUAGAGGAGGGGUUGAGGUUCAAUAAUAAACUAAAUGUGAUACAAAUACAGCAAAUUAUAUUGAAUUGGAUUCAUUUGCCUUGUACACGGCAUAGCCUCUGUGUGACAUUUUAUCGUUCCGUCUCUGUGGAAAACUGUGAAAGGAUCAUCAUAAUUUAAUGCAUAUAUUGCACCAAGGGACCUACAGGAAGAUGCAUGCAGCACUGGGGCUAAAUAAAGUGAGAAUGUGUAAUUACAUGGUAUCAUUACAAUGCUAUCAUGUUUUUUUGUUGUGACAAAAAUGUCAUUAGAAAUGUCUAGUUCUCAUCACAUAAUUUAACUUUGAUAGUUUGUCCUUUGACUUGUCUAUACAGCAGGGAAAUUGAGUUAGAAAGACCAUUACAACCAGCAGGGAAAUUGAUUUAGAAAGACCAUUACAACCAGCAGGGAAAUUGGGUUAGAAAGACCAUUACAACCAGCAGGGAAAUUGAGUUAGAAAGACCAUUACAACCAGCAGGGAAAUUGGGUUAGAAAGACCAUUACAACCAGCAGGGAAAUUGAGUUAGAAAGACCAUUACAACCAGCAGGGAAAUUGAGUUAGAAAGACCAUUACAACCAGCAGGGAAAUUGGGUUAGAAAGACCAUUACAACCAGCAGGGAAAUUGGGUUAGGAAGACGAUGAUCCAAAAAUAGUUCAUUUGCAGAAGGAAUAAUGCAUUAGUCCAAUAAUAUGACUGAAGCUGCUGAGUAUGUGAUAUGAUAUUUUCAUUUGUUUAGCCUAAUGUCCACCCACCAAUAUUCACUGGCUAAUUCUGUCCCUUUCUCUCUCAGUUCACAAUGUCAAGCCAGAGUGUCUGGAGGCGUAUAACAAUCUAGAGUGAGUUCAUCUUUCAUUUUUAGUUUUGCUCAUGUGCUGUAAAUGCUAAUUGACAGACUCCUCUUUUGGUCAUUCACAAUAGAUAUUUUCUAGAGAUCUGUGGGGAGGACGGCACAAUCAAUGAAAAUGCAGACAUAUACAGUAUCUGUGAUAUUGUGUCUUUAAACUUUUCCCUGUGAAUUCAGGGCUGAGGUGCAGAGCAAACUCCACUUAGACCAGGACUAUCCCUGUGAGGUUGUGGGGAGCUGGAAUACUUGGUAUGGCGACCAAGACCAAGCUGGUAAGUGGCAGAGACGUCAGUGCAUAACAACAGUGUCAUGAAACCCGAAUCUAAUGUUAUAUAAUAUGAUCUAUUGAUGUAAUCUAAUGUUCUCUGUUAACCCUGAUCUAAUGCUAUCACAUACCCUUUCCUGAAGAUAGGCCUCUUGUACAAUGAUGACACUCACCAGAAGCUUCUAGCUGGCAGGGUGUAAACAGUUUGGCCAAUACAACACUGACCUCUGCUGUCUGUUUGUUGCAGUGCACCUUUGGCGGUAUACAGGUGGCUACCCAGCGUUGACUGAAUGCUUGACCAAAUUGAACAACAAUAAGGUAGGCUGUGUAAACUGUGUUUUUAGCAUAAUAAAAGCAAUUAGAAAGGAUGUUCAGGACAAAUCAGUACCGCAACGUAUCAUUCAAAAUGCAUAUCAAGUUAUAUCAGAUAUUUUUUUAUAAUCCGAUAUUGUUUUAUAUAAAUAUCAGAGUAUACUCAUUGUUUUGGGGGAAAAGCAUGACUCUACUACUGGCUGACGUGUAACAACUAUUCUUCUUUAGUUGACUAAUUCAUACAUUUCAAACAACGUAACUCUUUGAAGGAGUAUAUGCAAUUCAGGAAGGAGAGGAGUAAAAUGCUGGUCUCACGGCGGAACCAGCUUCUUCUAGAGUUCAGUUUCUGGAACGAGCCAACACCCAGAUCGGGACCCAACAUAUAUGAGAUGCGCUCAUACAAACUCAAGGUAAGACACUGAUUUGGACUAGAAACAUGCAAACUGUGGUCAUACAGACUUAAAGGGAUACUACGGGAUUUUAGCAAUGAGGCCCUUUAUCUACUUCCCCAGAGUCAGAUGAACUCAUGGAUACCAUUUUUAUGUAUCUGCAUUCAGUUUGAAGGAAGUUGCUAACUUACGUUAGCGCAAUUGCCAACUAGCGUUAGCACAAUGACUGGAUGGCUAUGGGAACAGCUACCAUGCAGACUUCCAGUCAUUGCUCUAAUGCUAGUUAGCAUUGGUUCAUGAAACUAACUCUAACUUCCUUCAUACUGGACGCAGAUAUAUAAAAAUGGUAUCCACAAGUUAAUCUGAUGCUGGGGAAGUGGAUAAAGGGCUUCAUUGCCAAAAUCCCGAACAAUCCCUUUAAGAGAAGUAAUGCGAUGUCCUAGACAUAAUACGAAAUGCGCUCCUACAAACUCAAGGUAAAACACUGAUUGGGCCAAGAAACAUGUAAACUGUGGUCAUACAAAUUUAAGAUAAAUCAUGCGAUGACCUAGACAUAUGAAUUGCGCUCAUAGAAACUCAAGGUAGGAUACUGCGUGAGGACACCCAGAGAUAUACAAACAGUGGUCCUACAGAACACAAUGGACAUCAUGUACGUACCUAAGAUAAGAUAAAUGUCUACUCUUAAACACAACCAACAUGUCUGGCUUGACUGUGUAUAUAAUGAGUAUGUAGGCCUCCGUCACACUGCAUUGUGUACAGAACUGUAUGUUUUGAUUGCAGCGCCUGCAUGUCUAGUAGUGGAGGCUGCUGAGGGGAGGACGGCUCGUAAUAAUGGCUGGAACGGAGCGAAUAGAAUGGCAUCAAACACAUGGAAACGAUGUAUUUGAUACCAUUCCACCUAAUCCGCUCCAGCCAUUACCACUAGCCCGUCCUCCCCAAUUAUGGUGUCACCAACCUCCUGUGAUGUCUAGGAGUAUGGUAUGUGAAUAGGAUGCUGUUGCAUUCUGUGGGUAAAGGCCACAGGUGGUUAUGAAGUAAACAUUAUUUCCUGUGUUCAUACUUCAGCAUAAUUAUUUCCAGUAGCUAGGUUUCCAUCCAAUUGGCGACAGAUUUUCAUGUGAAUAUUCUAGAAUCCGCAUAAAGAAAAUAUGUGGACGUUUCCACCAAAUGGACUUGUUGAGGAUAACAAUCAGUAUGUGAUGUAGUGCACACAAAAUGUACUUUUUCGUUUUUAAGUUUUUAUGUACCAAAUAUAAAUCUGAAGUUCAAUGUGUUUCCAUCGCAUUUUCAACUUUACUGAUAGUUUUACCACAAAAACAGUUGCGUUAAAUAGCAAAUGUGACUACUCUGGUCUUGGCACCUGCGCUCUAGCCAACAGCUGGCAGGUACAGUGCGGGUAGGCUGUGUGGGUAGGUUAGUCUACAAAUCUACAUGAUGAGAUUAUUAUGGAUAAGAGCGAGAAUAUUAGUAUUUGUCAAAUGUCAGUCAAGCAUCGAUCAUCAUGUCACCAGAAUAAGACCCUUGAUAUUUAUUGGAAAGGAGCAUCAAGCUCAUCACCUUGCACUUUCACCACCCUGUGAAGUUCAUCAUAACUUAUUUCAUCUGUAGCCUAAUAAACUACAUGGUUUACUGAGUUGUAGUGGGAGGACCACACACCAUAUCAUUGUGUGACUCCAAGUUUACUUCAAUAUGAUGGUUGUUAUAUAAAUAUUUGCGCAUAAAGCGUUUCCACCGCAAUUUCCUGCAUAACUAAUUUUACCGACACAAAGAUCCCACCAUGUUGAACGAACAAAUGUAUCUGUUGGCAUUUAUACAUUUACACAAACUUCCUGUUUCCAUCACAGCUGUCGUGAUGAUUAUUAUUUUUGAUACGAUAUGACUUUACUGGCAUAAAAACUGGAUGGAAAUGUGGUUAAUGACGUCAUUGUUUUUCUCUGUCGCCAUCCACUUUUAGCCUGGAACGAUGAUUGAAUGGGGGAAUCAUUGGUAAGACUUCUCAUGAGACUGCAAUAUGUACUUUGUUUGAAAGAAAUGUGCAUGUACCAUAUGCAUCUAAGUUGCAUGUCAUUUUGUAAAUGAUUAUUGCAUUAAAUAAUGCUGGUAUGCAAUAUGUAAUAUCAGUAAAUGUUUCAGUAGAAUGUCAAAUAUGUCCAAUAUUGACUGUAUUCAUGAACUAUCUUGAUAGGGCGCGGGCGAUCAAACACCGACAGGAGAACGAUGAGGCCAUCGGAGGGUUCUUCUCUCAGAUAGGAGACCUGUAUGAAGUUCAUCAUCUGUGGGGUGAGUCAGCUGAUGAUGCCCGUAUACACAACAUUGACACUAUUUUAUCAAAUGAAUCCAAUCAAUGCUGUGUUUUAUGGAAUUAUCCUAUUGAGUUUGUGACCGACAGUUUACUACUAUCAAUACACACACUAUUGUGCAACACGUCGGAUUAUUGUUUAUUCUGUAUGUCAAUGUCUUUUGUACCUGCCCCUAUUUAUAUACCAUGAAUACAUGCAUACUAAAUUAUUUGUUCCAUCUGCAGCCUAUAAAGACCUUCAAUCCAGAGAAGAGACCAGAAACUCUGCCUGGCAGAAGGAGGGAUGGGAUUCUAGUGUCUAUUAUACAGGUAGGAGAGAACACAUGCAAAACACACACACACAUAAAGACAUCAAAUCUAAACCUCUCUGGCAAUGCAUUGUGAUUUUUGUCUUCAACCAUGAGAGGUUUCAGAAUAAUGAUGUUUUUCAUUUGCAUCAAACUCUCAGUACUUCACUAUGUUUGUAAGUCUAAAUGAAUUGUCAUCUGUGAAUACUGAUCAUUUCAGAUCAUUUCAUGAUAACCGUGUAUUACUCUGUCUUGACAUAAAAUAUAGCCUGAUGUCUUUUUAUCAAUGUUUCUCAACUCUGGUCCUCAGUUACCCCCAACAGUACACCACAUGAGGUUGGUGGCACCUUAAUUGGGGAGGACGGGCUCGUGGUAAUGGCUGGAGCAGAUUAAGUGGAAUGGUAUCAAAUACAUCAAACACAUGGUUUCCAUAUGUUUGAUGCCAUUCCAUUUGCUCAGUUCCAGCCAUUAUUAUAAGCCAGCCUCCACUGCAGUACACGUUUUAAAAUUGUAUCCCUGGAGAAACACACCUGAUAGACUCAUGGAGGGCUUGAUGAUUAGUUUACAAGUUGAAUCAGGUGAGCUUGUCCGAGGCUACAAUAAAAAUGUGUACUGUUGAGGGUAGUCCCCUGUAGUUCAGUUGGUAGAGCAUGGCGCUUGCAACGCCAGGGUUGUAGGUUCGUUUCCCACGGGGGGCCAGUAUGAAAAAUGUAUGCACUAACUGUAAGUCGCUCUGGAUAAGAGCGUCUGCUAAAUGACUAAAAUGUGAAUGUAAAUGUACUCACGGAUUGGAGUUGAGAAACACGGUUUUAGAUGUUGAGAAACAGAGCUUGAUGUUGAGCUCCUAACAUGUCUCUUUGUCACAUCUCUCCUCUCCUAGUGCCUUUGAUCAGGAGCAUGGAGUCCAGGAUUAUGAUUCCCACAAAGAGUUCACCUCUGCAAUAACCAGAUUCAGUCAAGCGCCCUUUCUGGAAGACCAAAGCGAGAACAGAUUAUGUGCAUUUUUCCUUCUCUCGCUCUCUCACUCUCUCGCUUGCUCUCUUCUCUUUUGUUGUAGGUGCAGAUAAUUUAGGCCUACAUGUAAAGCUUGAAUCUAUGAACUGUGGUAGAUGGGAACUUUUGAUGAAGACUAAUGUUUUGGUGCACCGGCAAGCCCUCAGUUUGAAGACUGCAUUCAACAUAGAAUCCAGUUACCACCUUUGCUACCCCAUGGUGAAUAGGGGAGAGAUGUUUUAUUUAACCUAAAUAGGUAGAUCAAUUAUAUUUCAGGUGAAUUAUGUGCCAAACAAGAGGAAGGAAAUCUUCAAUGACUUCAAUCAGGUAUGAAGUAGCUAUAAGACGGUGAAUGAAAUAGCUAUGAUAGGGAAAUUAACUUGUUGCUACUGUAUUAUGCAUCUUGAGUGUGUUAACAUACAGAAGUAAGAAAUGCCUACUCAGUGAACAUGUAAAAGUAUAUGCCAUAUCUCAGUUAUAAGAAACCUAUAGGUCAAUGUAAGCAAAUGUGAGUCUUCCAUUGUCAACCAUCUGAAGAAGCAAAUCAAUAGAAGUUAAUAGAUGGCAUCUUUGAACUGAGAAACGUGGAUUAUUAAAUGUUAUGUAAUAUUUUUCUCUGUCUCAUUGAUUGUGUUUUAUCAUCUUGUGAUAAAUAGUUUUCAUGUUAAUCUAUUGAUGAACAUUUGUUUUUGUUAUAC
Molecule: messenger RNA, 7744 nt
Organism: Coregonus sp. 'balchen'
Lineage: Eukaryota; Metazoa; Chordata; Actinopteri; Salmoniformes; Salmonidae
Source: the annotation of a GenBank genome assembly